Messenger RNA from Microplitis mediator, 3417 nucleotides. It is a transcript of the gene senju, whose product is annotated as UDP-galactose transporter senju. Gene Ontology annotation, cellular component: Golgi membrane. Gene Ontology annotation, molecular function: UDP-galactose transmembrane transporter activity. Gene Ontology annotation, biological process: pyrimidine nucleotide-sugar transmembrane transport. The record is from RefSeq and is a predicted model, not a curated record. The coding region runs from base 218 to 1240 and encodes 340 amino acids. NCBI's taxonomy places the organism in Eukaryota, Metazoa, Arthropoda, Insecta, Hymenoptera, Braconidae. The transcript has 5 exons.
CGAGACUUGCGUAGUAGUUUUAUGUCAUUCAGAAUGAGAGUAACAGUUGAGAUAACAAAGCAGUAAAAGUAUGUCCGAGAUUUAUUGUCGUGAUUGUUGUCAUUAUUAUUCCGAUCAAAACCUCAAAGUGUUAUGACUUCUUGACUAUGAAUAGUGACAGUAAUUAUUAUUUAAAUUUAAAUAAAAAUAAUAAUCGCAAUAUUUAUUUAUUAUUAAAAUGGCCAUUAAUUGGGGAGAAUUAUUUCCUGGAAGAUGGAGUGGAGUUAUAUUUGUUUCCUACAUGGCAUUAUUUAUCAAUCAAGGAAUUAUCGUAACAUGGUCACAAAGUGAAGGAGAUUAUAAAUAUAAUUUUGUAACUGUUGUACUUUUAACUGAAAUUGUUAAAUUAAUCGUAUCAAUUAUUUUGUACUGCCGCGACAAUAACGCAUCAUUAUUUUUUCAUGAACUAAUAAAAUAUCGUAAGAUAUUUUUACUUUAUAUGGUGCCAUCAUUACUGUACUGUUUUUACAAUAAUUUAUCAUUUGUAAAUUUAGCUGCGUUUGAUCCGACAACAUAUUAUUUGUUGUUACAAUUUCGUGUUGUUAUUACUGGCAUUAUAUUUCAGGUUGUAUUUAAAAAAAAAUUGUCAUCAAAGCAAUGGAUUUCCCUAGUAAUUUUAACUCUUGGCUGUAUGAUGAAACAUAUUGACUUUAAUUUAAGCAGCAGUAGUUUAUUAAAAAACUUCCCAUUGAAUAUAAAUUUAUUCUUCAUUUUUAUACAAACGAUUUGUUCCUGUCUAGCAGGAGUAUACAAUGAAUAUCUUCUUAAAGGCCAGGGCGCAGAUAUUGACAUUUUUUUACAAAAUGCAUUUAUGUACAUCGACAGUAGUAUUUGUAAUAUAUUUUUAUUAAUAGUACAGGGUAACUUCCUAAAAGUAUUUGACGACUUAGGUCCUAGUAUUCUAUUUCAACCAAAGGUUUUAUUAAUAAUAAUAAAUAACGCGGCAAUAGGUAUAAUUACCUCAUUUUUUCUUAAAAAUUUAAAUUCGAUUUUAAAAACGUUUGCCAGUGCCUUAGAACUCGUAUUCACUGCAAUAUUAUGCUGGAUGAUAUUUGGUAUUCCUAUUUAUAUGAACACAAUACUGGCAAUAGCUAUGGUAAGUUAUGCGGUAAUAAUAUACUCACAAAAUCCAGUACAAAAUGUCUCUCCAAAAAUAGAAGUCAAACAUGACAAAGAAGAAGUCGAAGAAUUAAUUGUUUAAUUUAUUUAUUUUUAAUUUAUUAUUCUAGUUAUUUAUUUAUUUUUCACUGAUUAAAGUCAACUGUCCAGUUCCCAGCUCUCACUCUUUUAAAAAUUUGCCGCCUAAUAAAUUUUUUCUGCCAAAUUUUAUGCUCCAUAAAAUUCUUAAAAUUUUUUUUUCAUUUUAAAACAAUAAAAGUUUAUUGCGGAGGCAAUGUUAGAUGAUCUCUACUCUCUACAACUAAUAAAUUAUCUAAAAAUGUUAUCACUGUGUUAAUAUUUGCUUAGAUAUCCGUGGACAAAAUAUCCGCAAGAAAAUAUCCAGUGACAAAAUAUCCGUGCGACAAAAUAUCCAGCAGACAAAAUAUGAGCGGACAAAAAAUCUGUAGACAAAAUAUCCGUAAAAAAAUUCAAUUCUGUCCGUAGAUAUUUUAUUGCACAUACAAAAAAUUCGUGAAAAAAGGGCGCUAUCUUUAACACCAUUUUAUGACGCGUGCCAAAUGCCAAAAGGGCGUAAAAUUUUUUUGUUUUUGGUGUCAAUCGUUUUGUAAACAUGUUCUAAGCCUAAAAAUAAAAAAAAAAUUUCCAAAGCCAAAAGGGCGUAUAUCUUUAGAUACGCCCUUUUGGCGUUAGUAAAAUUUUUUUUCUGCAGACCUUACGUUUGGAACGAUUCUAAAAAGAAUGGUAAAAAAAAUUUUUUAUACGCCCUUUUGGCAUGGAACCCUAUCUAACUGCUGUAAUACGCCCUUUUGGCAUUUGGCACGCAAUGUGUGCACGCAAAGAAUUUUACGGUAUUUUUUACAUAAAAAAUUUAUAGAAAAAUUACUAUGUCAUAGUAACAUGAGGACAGUAUGGAAUUAUUGUACAAAUUACCGAUAACGUAGAAAUUUUUAAAAUACAUCGAACAGAAUUUACAAGGUGCAUUGUAAUUUUGACAAAGCAACAGAUUAAGAAAUUUAAAUUUCUUGGAAAUAAUUACAAUGCACCUUGUAAAUUCUGUUCGAUGUAUUUUAAAAAUUUCUACGUUAUCGGUAAUUUGUACAAUAAUUCCAUACUGUCCUCUUGUUACUAUGACAUAGUAAUUUUUCUAUAAAUUUUUGAUGCAAAAAAUACUAAAAAAUUAUCUGCGUGUGGGUAUAUUUUUGUAAUUGCAAACACGCCAAAUUCGUGAAAAAAGAGCUCUAUGUUUCACACCUAUUUAUGUAUGUAUCAAUUAUAUGUAUUUUCGCAUGAAGUAUUUAAUGAAUUAUAUGAUAAAUGUUUAUAAAAUUUGAUUUUAAUAACUUUCUUCUACUGUUAUUUUAACUAUGAAAAUUUUGAUCUGAUGAAUUCAUAUCUUUGGUAUGUUCAUUUUCAGGAUAUUCUGUCCGUUGAUAUUUUAUUCAUUGGAUAUUAUUUCCGCGGAUAUUUAGUUGCGGAUAUUAUGUCGCGGAUAUGUUGUUACUCAAUCGUUAAUAUUUUAUUAACAGAUUAAAAAAAACUAAGCGUCAGUUAAAAAAAAAAAGCUGAAAUUUAUCUACCAGAUUUAAAAAAAAAUAUCAAAUUUUGUUAAAUAAAUUUUGACUAGAAAUUUUAUUCUUAAAUUAUAAUUAUGAAAAUUUUUUUGUUUAAUUUAAUUAAUAAUUUUAUUGAUUAUUUAUUAAUUCGUUUAUUUAUAAUAUAAAUUAGCUUUUAAUAUAUUAGCUAUCGAGGGCUGUGAUGACGAUUGUGGUUCGAUAAUUAAAAUUGACUUUUGCUCAGUUUUAUUUUUUCUAAAAUGAUACGGUCUAUGACUUUGUUUGUAAAAAUUAUAAUUUAAAAUGUAAAAUUAAUCAGUGGAAAAUUUUUUAUAAAUUAUCGUAUUAUAAAAUAAAAAUAAGUGAGUCUGUAACGAAAUAUCAGUUCAUGCUCCUCAAUUUUUUAUGAAAGUAUUAACUUAGUUGAAUGAAAAUAAAUAAUUUAACAAAGAAGCCGUCUAGUCCGUAAUAAAUUAAAUAAUUAUCUCUUAAAAUAAUUCAGCGACUUGGUUCGAUGAAGAAUGAGCGUUUUGUGUAGCGUAUAGUGAAAUAUAUUGUAAGCUAUGGUUGACUAAAAUAUGAAAAAAAAAUUAGAAAAGGUCUAGUGCAAGAAUUAUCUGGUUGAGUAUAUUUGAAAAAAAUCGGAAGUACACUGAUAGAAAAAAAUACUUUUAUUAAAUAAUAAAAUUUUUGAUCUAAGAAA